Molecule: messenger RNA, 6449 nt
Organism: Stegastes partitus (bicolor damselfish)
Lineage: Eukaryota; Metazoa; Chordata; Actinopteri; Pomacentridae
Product: carcinoembryonic antigen-related cell adhesion molecule 1
Exons: 14
Coding region: 188-2425 (745 amino acids)
Source: RefSeq, a predicted model, not a curated record
UCUAACUUGGCUCCUUGCCAGUGAAAAGCGAACAGGGUCUUAGGAGGUGUGAGAUUUGAACCAACUCCACACUGGCACCAGCACCAGCAACGAACUAGCACCUGGUUCUUCUUGGUGAAAAAAGGGUGAAUGUUUCUUUAAAAGCAGUUUAGUUUCAUUUGUGCUGGGAAGACUUGAACCGUCCAGGAUGCAUCUGUUCCCCUUGAAGUCGCUUCUGCUUCUGCUGUUUUUCACUGGAUGCUGUGUAGGUCAGAGUAUUCUGCCACCGGGUCCAGUGGAGGCAAUGUUGGGGAGAAAUGUGACUCUAAAAACACUGGUUGAAAACCCAUACUCCAGCUUCAUAAUCUGGAAUUGCAGUGAUGGGAAGGAUGUGGACAAUGUCGCCACUUUGGAUCCAUCAGGGCUGAAGGUGAGCGAACAUUAUGAGGGAAGAUUGUCGAUCAACACCAACAAUGCUUACCUGACCCUGGGGCCCCUGAAGAUGGAGGACAGUGGAUUUUAUACCAUCUACAUAGUAGCAGAAGAUGGUGCUAGUACCACUGGAGAGGUGGAGCUCCAAGUCGUCACUCCAGCCACCACGUUCGUACCCACCUCAGCUCCCCCUGAAACCACGGAGCAAUGUAUAGGUUACUUGGUGGCUUUGACCGUUUGUGCGGUUGUGAUCACUAUCUUGCUGGCUGGUUAUCUGUUCUUCUACAAAUGGAUGAAAAACAAGAGAUCCAGACCUUCAAAUGGGAGAAACGUGGAGCAGCAGGUACUGCAGCAGUUUCGUCUGUUUGUGCUGGGAAGACUUGAACCGUCCGGGAUGGAUCUGUUCGCCUUGAAGUCGCUUUUGCUUUUGUUCCUUUUUGUUGGACGCUGCGCAGCGCAGGAUGUUCUGCCGCCGGGUCCAGUGGACGCAAUUUUGGGAAGAAAUGUGACUCUGAAAACGCUGAUUGACAAAUCGGAGUACAGCUUCAUAAUCUGGAAUCACAGCGACGGGAAGGAGCAGGACAAUGUCGCUACUUUGGGUCCAUCGGGGCUGAAGGUGAACGAACGGUUCGAGGGAAGAGUUUCGAUCAACGCCACCAACGGCUACCUGAGCCUGUUCUCUCUGAAGUCUGAGGACAGCGGGGAUUAUAGCAUCAACCUCAUAGCAGCAGAUGGUACUACUAGUACUGGGGAAAUUAAACUCCAAGUCCUGGAGCCCGUGUCGGAUGUUCUCAUCAAGCCCAACAUGCCUGAAGCGAUUGAACACAACAGCACAGUGGUUCUUAACUGCUCUGCUAAAGGCUCCUUCCUCAAGUUCACCUGGACCAACGGCACCAUGCCAAUCGUGGCCGACGGCAAGCGAGUGACACUGAAAACAGAGGAAGCGUCCAGUUCGCUGACAUUCGCAGGCGUCCUCAGGACAGAUCUGGUUGGUCCUAUUUACUGCACAGCUGCUAACGCGCUGGAGACGGAGAAGAGCGCCCCCUUCAACCUCACCGUCUACUAUGGACCGGAUGAAGUCACCGUCAGCCCUGCGAAGCCUCCGCAGUACAUAAGAGCCAAGUCCGACUUCAACCUGACCUGCUCGACCCGCUCCAGCCCGCCCGCCACCUUCCAGUGGUACCACAAGGAGACGUUGAUGGAGGCCAUGGACCCCGUCCUCACUCUGCAAAUUAUCGAAAAGCACGGACUUGGGAAGGAAAUGGGCAGCUACAUGUGCAAGGCGAAAAACGCCAAGACCGAGCGCGUCGCCUCCUCUCCUGCCGUUACCUUCGCUGUGAUGGAGGCCAUCUCGGGUGUUAAAAUCACCGGUCCGACUGAAGUCCUCUUCGCCGGCAACAGCACAGCAAACCUGACCUGCCAGGCGACGGCAGGAACCGUGAAGACCAAGACGUGGCUGAAAGACGGCAAACCCCUGAUGGCCAGCACCCGCGUGGUCUAUUACAACAACAUGAGCUCCGUGUUCAUCAACAUGCUGCAGAAAGAGGACAACGGAGAGUACAAGUGUCAGCUCAGCAACCCUGUCAACACCGACGGUGCCAGCUACAAGAUGGUGGUCAACUAUGGUCCUGAGCAGGCGGUGGUGAGAGGUGAAGAAGCCGUAGAGGUCAACGACCCCAUAAAGCUCACCUGCGCCGCCAUGUCCGUCCCUGCCGCCACCUACACCUGGAAGUUUAACGGCACGGAAACCAAAAUCACAACAGCGGACUACAUCAUCGAGAAGGCCGCGUACAAAAACACCGGAACGUACACGUGCCAGGCGUCCAACUCCGUUACCGGCAAGUCCAGCACGACCACCCACAACCUGUCUGUCAAAGAGGAGGGAGCGUUGGAUGAGGGUCUCUCAGACGGAGCCAUCGCUGGAAUCGUCAUCGCCGUCCUCGUUGCUCUUGGAGCCGCCAUCGGCCUAAUCUUUUACUGCCGGCAGAAAGUACCGGUCGAGUCACCGUACUAAAGAAGUCCCUGCACUCUGCUGGCCCAAACAUCCCAUCAUUUAGUUUCCCACGUUUUCCUUGUGCAGCCCGGAGGAGGCGGAUCCAGCCGGUUUCCUGCGAAGCCUUCGCCUAACCAGCUGUCCCAUCGUCCCCCUCUCUCCCGGCGGAAACCUCGAUUCGACCCAACCUGAUGGAUCCCGUCAGGGUUUCGGACUGUGAGCUGUUAUUUUUGAUCUGAUUUAUUUUACGUGUUUUGGAGCUUCUUCUUUUUUUUUUUUUUUUUUCCACCUCUGGGUGGGUCGUCUCCACCUCCUCCUCCUCCUGCCGUUAACAGGCGUCGCCCUUCAGCUUUUGUCUCGCUCUUCUUUUGGGGGGGAAAAUCAAAACACAGAGAAACUCUGCGACGUUUCCUGGACUGAAGCUGACGGACUGACGGCUGCGAUGAGUGACUUUCUUUAUCCUGCUGGAAACCUGAGGACGACACUCAGUAGGCCACACAUGGAGACAUUCAGGUUCAAAAAAAAAAAAAAAAAGAAAGAAAAUGCUGUGGUUUGUUUUAUCUCGCUGUCUGUUCCAGGCGGGUGGAGCUUCACCUGGUGAGCGAUGCAUCAGGUGCAGCGGAGGAUUAUAAAGUCGACCUUUAGAUGCUUCUCUGCUCUUGAGAGUUUAAUUGGAGACCCAGAAUACCUCAGUUUGUCCACUUGGUUCGAAACAUGUUGUCGCUCGAGGUUUUUCUUUAUUCUCUAUUUGUACGCUGAGGUUCCUCCAAAACUUUAUUACCAUUUCUCUCUUGUUUCCGUAAUACUUCUGUUCUCACAGCGUUUAACGCAAAUCUUUGCAAAAAUCUGAUUGCAAUUAAUCAAUUAUUAGUAACUGACAUUUACUUUGUAGAACGUGCCCCUUUAAAAUAAACACAAUGUUCCCAAAGUAACAAGAAUAAGCAAAAAUAAUAAUCUUUACUUCUAUCGCCCAAAACGUUCCAAAGUAUUUUAUUAAUAAGUAAUAAAUAUGAACAAUAAUACAUCUAAUAAUUAUUAUUAUUAUUGAAGAAGUUAUUUAUAAACUGCUUUUCUGGAUAUUCAAAGAUGCUUUACAUGAUAAACAAUCUUUAAAAUGUUGUAAACUCAAACACAAGGCAAGAACAGGGCAGAAAUCUUUUAAAAAGGUGAGUUUUAAGUGAUUUGUUUCUAACUUGCUGCACAAAAAAAUCAAAAUAAGUGUUAAAACUGGUAGAAACUGCCAACAAAAAAAAGAGAGAACCUUGUUGAGUAAAAAAAAAGUCUUUUUGUUAAAAAUGAGUUCAUGCAGAUACAUGAUAAUGGAUGAGUUUUUUGUUUGUUUGUUUGUUUGUUUUUUUUGAGUCUGAAGCCUCAGUUCUGCAUCACAGUCACCUGAAGCUGAAUAAACCAGGAUUAGGCUGCAGCAGCUGAGCGUGAAACCAACAUUCUGGAGCAAGUUUCACACAAGAGAGGAACUAAAUUAGGCGCAAGUGAUCUUAGUUUGUUGAGUUUAUAGUAAUGUGUACAAAAGAGAUCCGUUUUAGUUGUCACGAUUAUCCACUUUGUUCGAUCCACCCAGCUACAGCCAAGUCUUCUAUAAAUCCUCCUUCAUGAAGGUCAUAAUCAGAGCUUAAUUGAUUAGCUGUCGACUGUUCCAGCUAUUGAGUGAUUUCAGUUGAAAUAACUGAAUUUGGGCUUCGGGAAACACUUGAUUGUUGUAGAUCAAACAUCUAAUCGAUUAAUGGAGGAAAUGAUGGUCAUUGCAGCUGCAGAUACGAUCCGUUUCUGUUCAGUUUCCUGGGUUGAUGGAACUCUGCCUUCCUGUUAGAGGAUGCUGUUGAGCUGAACUACCCUCAUUGAUGAAUAUACAGGGUCAGUGAGGGUGGCCAAAAUACCAAAAACAAUCUCUAUAAAACACCUGAAUUGAAUUGUAUAACAGUCAUAAAGGAGGAUUUAUUGGGGGACUGUUGCAUUAGGCGGCAUUAGUGGGAAUAAUAAACCGUAAACUGAGCGUAUGUUGUGUUGGGUUGAUUCUUGUUGUGGUGACCAGGUGUAAAUAUCUUCUCUGUAGCAUCUAAACUCUUCAAAGGAACUCAUUGGUAAAUUACAGGUGGAUGUGAUUGUGUGACUUCAGAUUGAAGUUCGAAGCAGCAGCUGCAACCGACUCCUUGAGCUGAAUAUGCUUCGAUCCACAUGAUAGUUGAUUUUAACCAACUAGCUGUCAACCAAUCAGGGAGAAAUAAAGUACAUGGAAAAAAAAAAAUCUGUAUUUUAAAUAUGGUUUUUGGUAUUUUGAAUUGUUUCUGGGUGAGUUGAGGAGAACUUUACGACCCGCGGCACGAAAACAAAAAUCGUCUCUUCUCGUGUAUCGGUGGGUUCACUUCUACAUUUAUCAACAGGUUUCAAGUGGUUCAUCCACCGGAGACGAGCCGCUGCUUCUAUUGUAAGCUUUAUGUCUGCUGUAAUGUUUGUAGAUGUUAGUCAUGCACUGUGACGAACUGAGGAAGCAGAGUAUUUCCCAUUUCACGUAAUCCGCUUGAAAUUCAUGAACGAAAGCACGAGAGCCAAUAAAGACCGAGUUGUAGUCUUGACAUUUAAGGUGUGUCGAUUGAUUCACGAAGUCGCUUCGUCACGCAGGAAAACAAUCUGCCGUAAAAAAGUCUUUUGACAGCAAGAAACUGUGACAAUACGGACAUUUAAAUGUGAGUUCUUGUUGCAAAUAAAUGCUCAAUCUAACAUUUAAUCGUAUGCUGACUCACUACCGUGUAACGGCGGUUGCCAUUAACCUUUAAUACAGCUCAACUGUGCACGCGUGUACUAGGUGCAGUCCAUUACUUAAACAAAUAUCACUACACCCUACUUUAGGUUUUAACACAAAAUACACACACACACACAGUUUCUCAAGGCAAGUGUCCUUCUAUAAUCUUUGCUGGCUUCUUUCCAGCUGUUUUCGCUUUGCCUUUAUCCGCCUCGUCUUCGUUACCCAUCAUGCUCUGCGCUGUUUAUUUAAAUCCUCGUCCUCUGCGGACAUGCGUGAGAGCAGACGGAGGAGGGAAAGGCGGCAAGACGGAGCAGGCAUGAACGAGCCGGCGAGGUGAAGGUGAAAAGGAAAAGAAAAAAAAAAAAAAGGGCGGGAAGGUGUUUGUGACAUUCUUUGAGUUUUGGAGGGAAAGUUUGCUUCAGGGCGGAGCUGCUCGGACGUUUUUUUUAAAUUUUUUGUGUGUUGUUUUUUUUGUUUUUUUAAACACCAAUUGGAUGGAAGUUGUUUUAGACAAAAUUAUAGCUUUCGCAGUUUUAACAGUGCACCUGGCUUUCAUUUGAAAAACGUGUUAUUUGAAGUUGAGCUUUUCGCCGCAUCACACUUCUGUUCUCAAGUAUUUUGUCAUCAGACCUCAGAUGAUUUAUUCCUGCGCUUCGUGUGGUUAGCGUGUGAUCUCAGACUUCAUCAUGCACUGAUCUCCAGUGAGAAAAGUAUUUAUUUUGUUUUUUUUAAAAAAAAAAAGAACUGGAGCUGAAGAUCAUAGCUGGUCUGCAGGUCACACAUUCAAAAGCUCAUUGACUUUUUUUCUGUUUUUCUUUUUAAAUCAGUUUGUGACGCACAAACUGAAUUUUUAAAAAAAAAAGUCUUACAAACAUAUUAAUGCCUCCGGUUUGGGAUAACAAACAGCACAGAAUGUAGUAAUACCAACAUGUAGAUAUGAUGUUUUGUUGUCCUAAACAAGAUGCGUUCAUGUGUUCAAAAACAACACGAGCAGCCUUAAAGAGAAACUGCCCUCACUGUAAAUAAUACUGUUCUACACUGUAAACAGUUUGUGACAAGUUUUUUGUUUUUGGAUUAUAUAAGGGGUUUAUUACUUGCUAUGAUUUAAUAUUUUCACAGAUGUUUUGUUUUGUUUUUUUUAUGUUUACAGAAACUGUCUCACCUCUUUUAAAUUUCUGUACAAACCCUAAAAUAAGAUGAAUGUUCCCUCUCCUUAAAAAUCAUGUUGCCUUCUAACAACCUUGUAAAAGCCAUAAAAAUUGUGGAAGUAUUUUCCUAAAUUUC